CACCCAACAUAAGCAUGAGAAUUCAGUGGACUAUAGAACCAUCUCAUAACACUGGCAAACACCUCUGCCCCAGAAGACAUGGGGUUUUUGAGAAGGGUGUAAUUGUAAUGUAUUUUGUGUUUGUGUCUGGUUUUCUGGCGUGUUCUAUUUUGCAUAGUGAUGAUGGGGUUUUUUGGCUUUGAGUGUGAAGAAUGAGAUGGCAAUUUUUUGUGUUGUGGGUUUUUGGCUUUGGCAAAUAGGACUACUGUUUUUUGGGUUUGGGGAUUCAAGUCAAAAGAAGUUCAGUCAAGCAAAAACCCCUUCUCUCCCUUGCCCCACAGGAAAGUGAAAUUACACACACAUUGUCCCCUUAGAUUCCUUUCUUUUCUAUUUGAAAAACCCACUUCCUCACUCACUCCUCUCUCUCUCUCUCUCUCAUUUCCAAAAUCAGUUUUGUGGGCCACCCUUUGUUUCUUUUGUCAGGAUUCUCUGGGGCUAACCUCAAAAUGACUGGAAAACAAAAAAAAAUUUAACCAAAGCCCCCACACAUCAUAAAAGAGGAGCAACCAAAGAAUAACUCUCUUAUAUCUCUCUCCCUCUCUCUUCACCCACUCUCUUUAAGAGCUUCCCCUCUCACUUUGAUUUUUCUUCCUCAGAUGAGAACAGUCAUGGCAUCAAAACCCCAAGACUCCUCUUCUUCAAAGAGACACUUCCACUGGACAAAGAAGGUUGGAAAUGAAGAUGAUGAUGAUUAUGAUCAUGAAGUCAUCCCAAGCCUCAAGUCCUCUUCUUCCUCAAAGGAAGUGAAGAAAGACCACCACCACAACAACAACAACAACAACAACAACAUUGGGAAAGAGUUUAUCUCUGGACCAGAACCUCAAGUUGUGGCUUCACCACAAGCUCCAAGAAGAAAGCUUCCACAAGUAGCCGUUGCAAGGCUGAGGUCAGUACUAACUGCCUUUGGAAGGAACCGUUCAAGCUUGCCUUUUGGUCUUGGUCCAAGAGUUGUUGGCACCCUUUUUGGCUCUAGGCGUGGCCAUGUCCAUUUUGCAUUUCAAAAGGACCCAAACUCACAGCCAGCUUUUCUAAUUGAGCUUGCCACGCCCAUCAGCGGUUUGGUCAAGGAAAUGGCAUCUGGGCUUGUCAGGAUUGCCUUGGAGUGUGAUAAGGAAAAGGAGGAGGAGAAAAAGGGCGUGAGAUUGUUGGAAGAGCCAGUUUGGAGGACAUAUUGUAAUGGCAAGAAGUGUGGGUUUGCCACUAGGAGGGAUUGUGGGGCCAAGGAGUGGAAGAUUUUGAAGGCUGUGGAGCCAAUUUCUAUGGGGGCUGGUGUGUUGCCUGGGAUUGAAGAUGAGGCUGGCUCAGAUGGUGAACUCAUGUACAUGAGGGCUAAGUUUGAGAGGAUUGUGGGGUCCAGAGAUUCUGAGGCUUUCUAUAUGAUGAACCCUGAUAGCAAUGGAGCUCCUGAGCUUAGUAUCUAUUUGCUUAGAGUUUGAGCCUGCCAAAGUUGAAGUCUCAGUUUCUGAAUUAGUCAAAAUUUCCAUUUUGGGGGGCAUGGAGAGAUACUUAAAAGAGUGAUUAAUCUAAAGUGAUACUUGUUUUAGCUCUUCAAUCAGUAAGCUUGAGGAGCACUAGAUGUACCCAAGUAUUGCUUUUUUACUUUUUUUUUUUUUUUUGGGUAUAUUUGGAGAAAAAUGGUUAAGUGGGGUUAUUGUAUUUUGUUAGUUUAGGUGGAGGGCAAUACAUUGUAACAUGAUGGUUGGUGGGGUCAUGAGGGUAAGGUGUAUAUGUAUAGUUUCUUCUUUUUGCAAUCCUUUAUUAAGUGAUGAUGAGACAAAGAGGCCAAUGCAAUCAUGACUGUCUUUGCAUUUUGGCUAAUUUUCUUCCUCUUUUCAUACAGUGCUCAUUUUGGUAUGGAUUUACCUUUCAAUAUGGAUGGGGACAACAAAUGGAUGGACCAAUUCCAAACUAGAAAAAGAAUCCUACUUCUAUUUGUGAUUUUGGGUGCUUCUUUGUUUUGGUAUUCACUCUGCUUCCUUGUCAAUACACCCAACAAAA
Messenger RNA from Morus notabilis, 2037 nucleotides. RefSeq names its product protein MIZU-KUSSEI 1. NCBI's taxonomy places the organism in Eukaryota, Viridiplantae, Streptophyta, Magnoliopsida, Rosales, Moraceae. The transcript has a single exon. The record is from RefSeq and is a predicted model, not a curated record. Bases 636 to 1475 code for a protein of 279 amino acids. Gene Ontology annotation, biological process: hydrotropism.